Hemiscyllium ocellatum (epaulette shark) is the source of this 8356-nucleotide messenger RNA. Its product is annotated as GRB10-interacting GYF protein 2-like. Bases 570 to 4268 code for a protein of 1232 amino acids. Lineage: Eukaryota; Metazoa; Chordata; Chondrichthyes; Orectolobiformes; Hemiscylliidae. Gene Ontology annotation, molecular function: protein binding. The transcript is spliced from 33 exons. The record is from RefSeq and is a predicted model, not a curated record.
GCGGCGGCCAUCUUAGAAUCGGCGGAGAAUCCGCAGCGACGGCGGCGACUGAGAGGCGGAGACGGACUUUCCUGAUUCACCGGAGAUCUAUUUCUCUUAGGUGGUGGUGAGACAUCAGGUCAUCAGAAUAAUUCUCUACAAAGAUAUAUUUUUAGCUGUAUUGCAGUUUGAUUCGCGUCUGGGAUACUGUCCUGACAGAAACGAGAAAGGACACGGAGUUGAUACCCACAGUUUUCUGAUGCCCUAGUCUCUAUGGCUGCCAGCGCUCGACUUCGAGUCAGACGCUGUCCCCACCAAUAUCUGAACUAAAGCAUUAACUUCAGACACAGGUGCUGAGACCAAUUGUAGUAUCCCCUUCCAUCAUCCUUGGAGACAGUGUGUAACCAGCUGAACUCCUAGGGAAACUUGAAGUAAACCAGUGUUUUGUGAACGAUAAAGGGAAUUACUAUCAGACCAAUUCAUCUGUUGUAUUAGCUACUCAGAACAACGUAUCUUGGGGAGUCUCCAACACCGGUUGUAGGUUGGGAACCUGACCUGUGGUCAAGAGCUGUUUGUCGGAAGACAAGGAAAUGGCAGCAGAGACUCAGACGCUCAACUUUGGACCUGAAUGGCUUCGUGCAUUGUCCAGUGGUGGAAGCAUUGCAUCCCCACCUCCUUCACCUGCAUUGCCAAAAUACAAAUUAGCAGAUUAUCGAUAUGGGAGAGAGGAAAUGCUAGCACUUUAUAUGAAAGAUAACAAGGUUCCUGAAGAGCUGUCGGACAAAGAAUUUCUGGCUGUCUUACAAGAUGAGCCGCUUCUGCCCUUAGCACUUGUACCUCUUACAGAGGAAGAGCAGAGAAAUUUUUCUAUGUCCGUGAACAGCUCUGCAGUGAUGAGGUUGAUGGGGCGGGGAGGAGGAGCCCCAUCGGCAGGGGUUGUCAGAGGCCGAGGCAGUGCAAGAGGCCGAGGUCGAGGAAGGGGUGAAAGUGGUUACUACCAAAGAAGUUUCGAAGACGGUGAAGGGGGUUUUGGCCGUGGGGCACGUGAAAUGCUGCGAAGUCAAAGUUGGGAAGAAAGGGGUGACAGAAGGUUUGAGAAGCCUGGGCGUCGAGAUGGAGUACGGGUAGGGUUUGAGGAAGUAGCUCCCACGUCGCGCAAACAGGAUUUUGCACGUUCUGACAGCGAGAACUGGCGAGCCAUUAGAGAAGAACAAAACGGUGAGGAGGACGACGGAGGCUGGAGGACAGCUGGAGCAAGAAGAGAAGGCGAGAGGUGGCGGCCCCCAAGUCCAGAUGGUCCUCGCUCAGCAGGCUGGAGGGACCAUGCUGAUCGGCGGCGAAGGUUUGACUUUGACUUCCGGGAGCGAGAUGAGGAGCGUACCUACAGAAGGGGAAGAACUGGUAGUGGAAGCUAUGAGGAUGAGAAGGAUAAUUUACCUGAGUGGUGCCUAGAAGAUGCAGAAGAGGAAAUGGGGACAUUUGAUUCAUCUGGGGCUUUCAUGUCAUUGAAGAAAGGUUCCAAAGAACCAAUUCCUGAAGAGCAGGAGCUUGAAUUUCGAGGAGUAGAUGAAUUGGAUGAACGACCAGAAAAUGAAUAUGAUAUGGAAUUCUAUAAAGAACCUGAUAGAACAGAAAACGAGGAUGCAGCAGACAAGACAGACCUACCAGCUGAGAUUUACAAUGGCAAAGUCUCGCCAUCGUGCUCAUCAUCCUCUCCCUCAGAGUCACAGGCCCAGGAAGUGUUUCUCGCAGUACCAGAAGAGUGUGAACCCACUGUGCACAGGGCAGAACCUGAUAUGUCAGACUCUGCAUCAGAUGCUCAGGGACAGAGCAAACCUGCCGAUGAAGCUGUGAAUCUGGGCCAACCUGCUCAGCUAAGCCCUGCAACAGUGUCCACAUUAUCUUCGUCCUCGCCUUCUUCCUCUCCUCCCUAUCCCAGCACCGUUGCCGAAUUCGCACCAGUGGACAACGAUGAUGACGAUGGGAUGAAACGUUUUGAACAGGAGGCUGAGAAAAUGGUGGCAUCACUACAUGACAAUUCACUGGAUGAUGAGCGAUUUGUGGAGAUGAUGCAAGAUCAGAGGAACCGAGCUGCUGCUGCCUUACCCCUCUCUCAUGAGGCAGCCAUGAAAUGGUUCUACAAGGAUCCACAGGGAGAGAUCCAAGGUCCGUUUACGACGCAGGAAAUGGCUGACUGGUUCCAAGCUGGAUAUUUUCCCAUGUCCCUUUUGGUUAAACGGGGUUGUGAUGAGGGCUUCCAGCCGCUGGGGGAUGUGAUUAAGAUGUGGGGAAGAGUGCCUUUUGCUCCUGGUCCCUCUCCUCCUCCGUUGCUGGGCGAUAUGGACCAGGGGAGACUGAAAAAGCAGCGGGAGUUGGCAGCUGCCUUGUAUCAUCAGCUUCAAUACCAGCAAUUUCUGCAACUCAUAAACAGCCGGCAGCAGCUUGUACAGUGUGCGCUACAGCAGAAGGCAAACAUGACGCCCCAGCAACAACAGCAACUUUUGGUGUUCCUGCAGCAGAUCCAGGCCCUCAAAUCAAGGUGUGCCGAGCAAAAUUUGAUUCCUGCUAUCAACAGAUCCAUGUCUGUGCCCGAAACUGGGUCUCUGUGGGACCUUCCGAGCUCUGCUUCACAGCCCUCAGGUUGUGAUACAGGAAGCUUGUGGGAUUCAGCAUCUCAGGGUCCACUGCUGGAACAAAUUCAAAAACUAGAGCGAGAGAAAGCUACAAAACUAAAGCAGGAGCGAAGAGACGUUGAACUCAGGAAUAAAAGGGAAGAGGAUGACAGAAAACGACAGGAUGAAAUUCGGUGGCAAGAGGAAGAACGCAAACGUCGGGAUGAGGAUGAGUUAACUAGGAGGAAGCAGGAAGAGGUGGUUCGAUUUCAGAGAGAGCAGCAGGAGGAGGCUGCCCGGCGCCAAAGAGAGGAGGAGGAUCGCCGACAAGAGGAGGCCCUGAGGCGACGUGAUGAGGAGGAAAGGCGGCAGAUGGAGGACAUCCUCCGGAAGCAGGAGAAAGACAGGCGGCAACAGGAUGAAACCCGCCGGUGGCUGGAGGAAGAGGAGAGCAGGCGCCAGUUGGAGGAGGAAGCCAGGCGCAGGCUUGCCGAGGAGGAGGAACGGAAACGCAAGGAGAUGGAUCUGCAGCUUCAGCGGCAGCAAGAGAUGCUGCGACACAGGCAGCAGCAAGAGGCACUGAGGCGCUUACAGCAGCAGCAGCAGUUAGCACAUAUAAAGAUCCCCUCUUCCACUUCAUGGGGACAGCAGUCCAACUCGGUACCACCACUUCAGAAGCUGGAGGAGGAAAGGGAGCGACACCGUAGGGAGGAGCAAUGUCGUCAGCAACAGGAGAUAAUGAAGGCCCUUCAACAGCACCAGCAGCAGAAGUCACCUGGCUGGAACAAUCUUCCCAAGCAGUCGAUGUCUGUCAAGUCAUUACUGGAGAUGCAGCAAGAGCUGCAGAAACAGCAACAGCAGAGAGCGCAGGCACGAGCACAUUCCAGUAUGCCUAUGAACAACUCGUCGGUGUGGGGAUUGCCUGGCCAGUGGGGGUCUGAUAUGAGCAGCAUGUGGAGCAUGCAUGAAAAUAAGAACUCUAACAUGAGCCUUUGGGGUGAUGAAGCUGUGAAGAGCACAGGCCCUGUGAUUAGAAGUGCUGGACUGAAGAACAGCAGGAGUAGCCCCUCGCUCAGUGACUCGUAUGGAAUUCCUACCAGACCGAGCAAAAAGAAAACUGAGGACGAGGAGAAGUUACUGAAGCUGUUCCAGGGAAUGAACAAAACUCAGGACGGUUUCACUCAGUGGUGUGAGCAAAUGCUGCAUGUCCUUAACACAGCCAAUAAUCUUGAUGUCCCCACGUUUGUAUCCUUCCUUAAAGAAGUGGACUCGCCGUAUGAGGUGCAUGAUUACAUCCGUGCUUACCUGGGUGACACCCCGGAGGCCAAAGAGUUUGCCAAGCAGUUCCUGGAGCGUCGUGCCAAACAAAAGGCUAACCAGCAAAGGCAACAACAGCAACAGUUAACAAAGGAACUUUUAAGCCUCACUGGGAACCUCGCUCUGCAGCCUGACAGGUUACAGGACUCCAUCUGGGGAAUCGGUUCAAACAGCCUACAGUCACUCUUCCAGGGUAAUCACAACAGUGCACAGCAGUCGUCUUACGAGAGCUCUCAAGCUGGGAAAAAGAAAAAGAAGCAAAAGAUGGUGCGGGCUGAUCCUAGUAUCCUGGGCUUUUCUGUGAACGCAUCAUCGGAGCGACUGAACAUGGGCGAAAUAGAGACAUUGGAUGACUUUUAAACAAGGUUUAAAAACAAAAAAUAUUCCUAAAAGCUGCCUUUGACUCCUACUCGACCGUACCUGGAACAUGCUUCAUGGCAGGUGGUCACAGUGAUGGAUCCAGGAUCUCCGCUCCCUCUGCUGGCAAGAAGUGUGAAAUUCACUUAAUUUUUUUGGUGAAUCCUCUGGGUACUUCUGUUCUUCAUUGGAUGAAGCACCUUAAUAACCAUGCACUUUAUUAGACGUUGUACAUAGACUGAAACUGGAGGUUUUCUUGAAUUUAAAAAGUUCCUUUUUUUGGAAAUAUAUCUGCAAAACACUGUUACUGUUUUUUUUUAAAAAUGUUUUUUUUUGAAAGGAUGUGGAGCCUGAAGAAAUGCACUUAGAGACUGAAUCCAGAACUGGAACUUUUGGCGUGCUAUAAUUUGGACAAUGUGAUUGCGAGUUUGGGUCCCUACCUAAAAUAAAAGGAGGGGCAGAGAGAGGGAGAUAGGGAAACCCAAGCGUCAGGAGGCCACUUUCUGAGUUUUACUUUGGUUGCACACACAGCACCAAGCUACAUUGGACUUAACUAGACAGCACUGCGCGAGUGUGGACUUUCAGCGUUUUCGUGGUGCUCUAUACAAGGAAUGUAAAAAAAAUAAUAAAUAAGUACUUGGACAGGGUGGUUCAAGUGGACUGCUGCGUUGACAGCUUUUUUGGUUGGUUUUGUUUCUUAAAACAAGCAGCUAUUGCAGCCCCCCACCCAAACAUGGCAUGCCUCGACUCACUGCCCCAGCCAUGCUUCUGUUAAUUUAGGAAUCCUACCCCCUACAGCAAGAUGAAAGCAGCCAUUGAUGACCAAUCCUGCCAAGGCAGACCCAGAAGCGGGUGCUAGAAUGAAUGGACAAGAGGAAAGGGUUGGAAUGGCAACAGCAUACACUCUGCUCAGCGUUCUUUCGGAGGUGACAAGACAGCAGCAAACCUAGAAUCCGCCUUGCCGCUACCAUCCCCCACUCCAAAGAAGAACUGACCUGACAGUACUGCAACAGCAGUAUGCUCGUCGCCAGUGUUGAUAUGGGACCAUUUCAGACUUAUCUGUGCAUGUAUUCCUUUAAAAAGGAGAGGUCAUUUUACUUGACCUACUGGUAGGUUUUUUCCCUUCCAAACUUCUGUUCCCCAUAGAUGUUGAUCCAGAAUUGGUUAUAAUAGGGUGCAUCUCUGUAGAGAGUUUGCUGCUUUAGUUUUUAUCUCCAACAGAGUGGCUCCAAUUUAAAAUUAUGCUUUUUCUUUCCCCCACAAGUUCCUUUCUCGCAAUGAACCACACCUUGUCUUACAACUUUUGAGAAAUAUGGUCAUUCAAAAAUAGCAUCUAGCAAGGCAAGGCGGACCUGUGCGGUAUUUUUUUUUCAUAACAUGAUGCUCCAUUGGAAGAUUGGGACCCCACCUGUGUUUUAUCAAUGAGUGGUUGGACGAGGUAAAGGCUAUCACUGCUUCUCUUUGCCUAAGAAGUGUGUUAAAAAUGCUAGUAAAUACCUUUUCCCUCCCACCUGCUGUUUCCUCUGCUUAGCUAGGAAAGUGCACCAUUUAACUCAGUGAGCCACCCGUAAUGGACUAUCCCAGGUCACAGUCUGUGCCCCUUGACUUGGAUAAACUGGACCUGAAGCAUUGUAAGGAGGUGGUUUCACCUAGGUAGGGCUAUCUGCUACUUAUGGCUGCCUGGCAACUGCUGGUUUGAACAUGCAUGUGGUAAUCAGAUAAAACUAAACCAGUUGCCUCUGGUCUUGUAGCCUGUCUCUGUGCAAAGGCCAGGUUAAAUAAGCCUUUGACCUUUGUACCUGUAGGGCAGUUGAUUUUUUAAACUGGAUCCCCACAAGAGAGACACGUUGCAGGACAUGAGGAAAAUGGAAAGGGGUAUUGCCAGUAGUUGCGCACAACUCUUCUGCGGUUACAAUAUCAUUGAGUGUAACUGUAAAGACCAGUUCAGUAUUACCUAUGAUAAACCUCAAGUGUACUUUUCCUCCCAAUUCAGUGAGUGCAUCUCUGUAUACUACUGCCUUGAAAUUCGUGAAUGCAACUUCUCUUUCCCCGUCCCAAAUCCGUCUCCUUCAGGAAGGAUUUACAUAAGCCUCCCACUGUUUAAAAUAGGAAUGGGCCAGCCUACUGUACAUGAAGGAGGUGGAGAGAGGUUUCGUGUCCACUCAGGAUACUGUGCACGAGAACCUUGGGGACCAAGAACUGUCAGUCACAUCAUUUACUAGAGUGCCGCUGUUGGUUGUACAGGCGCCAUCUCUCCAUUGCCUUAACAAGAAUGCCGACCGCUCAUUGUGCUGCUUCCCAUGCCCUCAUCUCUCGAUUCACCUACAGUGCAGCUCUAUGCUGUUCCUGUUAGUGGAUGCCAACAGUAGCCGAGGUCAGAAGGCAGAGUGAUAGACUUGUUGCAGCUGUAACUUCCCUUCUGUGGGUGGGAAUUUCUGAAAUGCAUUUAGCCUGAUUUGGGGGUUACUGCUUAUGUUAUGUGAUUAUUUUGUUUUAGAUUGUGUUGGAAGCCUUUUUAAUAAAAAGAAAAAAAACUACCUUUAUGCAAGCAACUGAACUUUGUAAGUUAACCCUUAGACAAAAUACAGAUUUUUUUAAAAAGUGAUAAAUGUUGCUGAAACAUAAGGAAGGUACUGCAGCUUUAAUUGAUUGGAAGUGGUGCGAUAAAGUAGACUUGCCCUUGAAUGUUUUGAACAGUGCGAUUUUAUUUUUAGCCAUCUCUUAUUGCCAAGUUGGCACUGCCUUGAGCAUAAUCCAUUCACAGGGUGCAAGCACAAGGCAAGGUUUUAACACUGGUCCUUUGCUUGUGCAGUUUGUGUUUGAGCUGAACCUAUACUGGGGUAAGGGAAGUGUCGCACUUGCCUGCACCUCCCCCUCACUCCCCACUUAUACGCAAUGCCCACGAAUCCAGUAUUGCCACAGCAAGAUUGUUAAAGGUGGCACUAUCAGAGUGUGUCCUCAACUAUUCCUCUGUUUCUUGACCCCACCCCCACCCAACCACUCCACCAAUCUCUCUGCUUUAAGUAAGUAUGAGUCCUUGGAUUCACUUGAGUCUUUUCCCAAGGUGAGGGAUGGAGUUCUGCAAAUUUGGGAAUAACGCACAAUAUUUCUCUCUUAGGAGAGAUCUUCAAAUGAGAGUCACUGCAUGACUUCCAAUCCACUGAUGGUGUUAUAUAUUUUUGCCCUCUCCUUGACAACAUUUUUUUAAAAAUAGUAUAAAUCACCUGGGUUGGUAAAAUUGGUGACCCUAGUCUAAUGAAUUGGAGGAUUCAGUGUUGUCAUUAGGCUGGUUGAUUGUCACUUGUACAUUGAAACGUUGAUGUACAAUGCUCUUAAUUUAUACCAUUCCACCAACCAUGACCAAUCCACAUCUACCAGUACUUUAGCCAAUCGCUGUCCAACUCUAGGUCUUUUCUUCAGAAACAGCCCAGAUGCGGAUGCAAAGGAAUGUAUAAUUGCUUUGUUCACUGUUCUUAAGUCAAAUGAGCUAUUUGUACUGAAGUUACCCUGAUGAGGUAACAAUGUGGCUUUAUGGAAACUUCACGGGCCCCCAGCAUUGCUGCAGGCUUGGUGACAGCACUGACAUCACCACGAAUGGAAAGCCCUUGAGAUUUCUGGAAAGAUGAGCACAGGACAAAACCCAUCAACUGCUGCACGGGUCACAAUCUGGGGUGCUGCACUGACUACUGGCCCCACCAAAAACCCUGGCCAUGGAGGUCGUGCAUUGAUCUGGGCUCAGCUAUGCUGCUUUUAAAAAAAAAAUGCUGAUUCAUUUUGUACUCCGUUGUGUUCAACUAUUUUUGAAUAGGACAAUGAUCGUGGGACUGAUGAACCGUAAGCUCAUCCAAGGCUGUUACUCGAUCAGAUAUGAAGCACCACUUGUUACAUAAGCUAACUUAAUUCUGCACUCUUCAAGGGUGUGGAAGUGUGUAUUUUAAACUAUCUAGUUUUUGCGCCAUGCCACAUUAUACUUUCUGGAGUACAUCCAGGAAUCUGGCAGAUGAAGGACUUAUUUUUGUGUGUUUGUUUUGGGGAGGGGGUGGGAUGUGAAUACAAGUUUGACUUCUUUGCACAGGCCUGUGGUUUUGAUU